Messenger RNA from Periconia digitata, 2442 nucleotides. The record is from the annotation of a GenBank genome assembly. NCBI's taxonomy places the organism in Eukaryota, Fungi, Ascomycota, Dothideomycetes, Pleosporales, Periconiaceae.
CUUUCUACAGCCCAUCCACUCGUUCAUACCUCCAUUCAAUCGUCCACACACCCGUACAGCCACCCACCCCAAAAAGUCAUGCCCAAGCCCAAAAGACCACCUACCUCUGGCUAUGCGCGAAUAGCCCAGGCCGAGGAAGAAGAAGACUCGCACGAUGAAUCCGAAGAAGAAUCACAAAGCAGAGCCCUGCUGUCCAAUUCGUACGCUCCCAUUCAGCCUCGGCGGAAUUCUCGAAUGCGCGGGCCCUCGGGCGAGACGUCACCCACAUUGAAGCGCACAACCUCAGGGCGGCGGCAGCGGAGCAAUUCGGGCGUGGAUAUCAAAGCCAUCAAUGCGAGACUAGAGCGUUGGGCUGAAGAAAUUGCGCAAAAAUUCAAGAUCAAGAAGCAGAUCGACACGCCUGACGAUGAGCCGCUCGAGAUUCACCAUUCCGUCUUCCAGGCUCCAGACUGGGCGCGCCCUGCCACAGCUGAGACGCUGACAUUUGACUACGAGGGCUCAUCAGACCGCAUGACGAAGCUACAGUUUGACGACAUUGUCGAGAGCGUCAGGGUAGCCAUCGAGCAGGGCACACAUCCGAAGCUGAUCACCCAGGGCAGCUCUGGCAGCUACUUUGCCCGCAACACUCAGGGCAAGGUGGUGGGCGUCUUCAAACCCAAAGACGAGGAACCCUACGCGUCGCGAAACCCCAAAUGGACAAAAUGGAUUCACCGGAAUCUGUUUCCCUUCUUCUUUGGCCGUGCCUGCCUCAUCCCCAACCUUUCCUACGUAUCCGAAGCCGCUGCUUACGUUCUCGAUACACAACUGCGCACGAACCUCGUACCGUAUACCGAAGUCGUCGAGCUAUCCUCAAAGUCUUUUCACUAUGACUUCUGGGACAGGAGAGCAUUCUAUAGAAAGAGGAAGCCGCUGCCGAUGAAGCCCGGCAGCUUUCAGGUGUUUCUCAAGGGCUUCAAGGAUGCGAACAUUUUCCUGAAAGAGCACCCGUGGCCAGACCAACAUUCGUCAAGCGUCAGAGGCGAUCCGCAAUGCAAGAAAAAGAAGAGAAGAUGGGCAGAGGAAUGCAGACCAAGCGGACCACAAUCAGACGACGAGUACGACGAGGAAGCCUCCACAGGUCCUGCGAGUCAGCCUUCGCAACAGCGGAGAGAGUUUUGGACAGAUACACUGCAACAGUCAUUUAGAGAGCAGUUGGAAAAACUUGUCAUCUUGGACUACAUUAUGCGAAAUACCGAUAGAGGGCUGGAUAACUGGAUGAUUAGAAUUGAUCAGAAGACACAAGAGGCCAGCAUCGUGGCCGAGCCUCCGCAAAUGGAAAGAGAGGAUGAUGAUGAACAUGAGUCGAAUAGCUAUACCAGGCAAUCCAUGUCUGAGAUGGAUCCGUAUGGGCGUAGGGAGCCCAUGACGGCUACAAGUCGCUCAAACACGCCCAUGCCAAAGGGGCCUACGGCCUCUGUUUCUCUAGGUGCCAUUGACAACAGCUUGUCGUGGCCCUGGAAACAUCCUGAUGCUUGGCGAAGUUAUCCGUUCGGCUGGCUUUUCCUGCCUGUGUCGCUCAUCGGCCAGCCCUUCUCCGAAAACACUCGCAAGCACUUCUUGCCUCUUCUUACAUCCAAGCAGUGGUGGAGCGAUACCCAGCUCGCCCUUCGCAAAUGCUUCUCCCAAGACGCCGACUUCAAAGAGCGCAUGUAUGCCAAACAAAUCGCAGUCAUGAAAGGUCAAGCCUGGAACGUCGUCGAAACCCUCAAGCUCUCCGACCACGGCCCUUUGGAACUCACCCGCAGAGCCCGCGUCUGCGUCUGGGACGACCUAGUCGAAAUCCCCAUCGCCGUCCCACUCCGCGCCCCCUCCGCCGAAAUGCGUCGAAAGAACCACCCUCAUCACCCCAACCAACAACGCCCCAUUGUCGUCGAGCACGAAGAAAUGGACAUCACAGCCCUCUCCACGCCUCCCCCGAAAAAUUCCCAACAGACCACAGCAGAUCUCCUCAUGAACUCGCCCCCCUUGGACAAAGCAAACGGAAACCGUUUCAACCUCAGCCGCGAAUCCAGCUCCGUAGACGUCCGUCCCACACCCUCCUCCUCCACUACCUCGGACGCGCACCCCGCAGCAAGCGCAACCCAACACGCUGCGUCAUGGACCUCGACUCCCCGUCUCAACAUCAACACCUCAGACCUCGCGUCCGCCAACGGCCGGCCUAACCACCGCGCGCGCAUGAGCUAUGAAGCGCCACGUCGUCGCGAACACGUCCCCGUGAAACACCAUCGCAGGUUAUCGCUGACGGUCAGACGACACGAUGGUGCUAGUGGUACGCAUGACGAGGACGAUGACGGUGAUUUGGGGUAUGCGGCGAAUGAGGAUAUGGAGGCGAAUCGGAAAAAGGUUAUCGUCGAGCGGCUGGAGCAGGUCAAGAGCAAGAAUCCGGUUUUUACUUGGUGUUAG